This is a messenger RNA of Globicephala melas (long-finned pilot whale), 3512 nucleotides long. It is a transcript of the gene RABL2B, whose product is annotated as RAB, member of RAS oncogene family like 2B. Gene Ontology annotation, molecular function: GTP binding; GTPase activity. Lineage: Eukaryota; Metazoa; Chordata; Mammalia; Artiodactyla; Delphinidae. Gene Ontology annotation, biological process: regulation of exocytosis. The record is from RefSeq and is a predicted model, not a curated record.
GAGCACUGAUGCUGCGUUGUCGUUGCAUCAUUUUUGUGUGCCGAGUUAACUCAGAGUGUGGACUACGGCACAUUCCCAGUAAUGUUCGUGAAGUUAUAUUUGGGCUUAAGGACAUGAGGGCAGUGGGAUAGAGCUAGAGCUUGUUACGCCUCGAUGCUGGCGUUGGGUGGCUGGUGAUGUAUUGUGCAGACAGAGAACGUGAGGAGCGACUUUGGGGUGGGCAGGGCUUAGGUUUCACAGGUUAUUUUUGCCUGUGUGGAAUAGUUCGCUAUUCAGAAUCUGGUAGGCAAUUGCAUACCUGAGUCUGGCACUGAGGGAAGCGAUCUCUGUGGAGAUACAGAUCUGGCACCAUCAGCAUGUAGGAGAUACCUAAAACCAGUAGAGGUUGGAAUAACCCUAGAGAAGAGGGUCUGGGGAAUGCCUAGUUGAGAGAGGAAGAGGCAGCUACUGAUGGCAGUAUGAUGGAAAAUGAAGUGGAAGUGAGAAGCAUGAGGUAGAGGAUCAGGAAUACAGGUUAGGGUUCUUUGGCUGUGUGAUCUGUCAUGCAGUGAUGAGAAUUCAGGCUUACAGAGCCCUCUUUGUCAGACAGUGUCUCAACUCAAUCAUGUGAUGUGGGCACUGAGUUUUGUCCCUGCUUUACAAGUGAGAAAACGCUUGUAGGUAAAACUUGCAAAGCUUCAACAUGGCUUUAGAAUAGUCUCUCCAGGUGGGAGUGGGAGUUGUGGUUCUGAGCAUAGCUGAAGUAAAGAGAUGACAUAGGGUAAACCACUCUCAGAAGAUCUGGGUGGGGACAAGAUUACAGCCCCAUGAUUCAGCAAGUGCUAGCCAGCCAGGAGCCAAUGGCCGGGGACAGAGCCAAACCCUGUGAGCUGGACCAAGAGAAAUACGAUGCCGAUGACAAUGUGAAAAUCAUCUGCCUGGGGGACAGCGCUGUGGGCAAGUCCAAACUUAUGGAGAGAUUUCUCAUGGAUGGAUUUCAGCCCCGGCAGCUGUCCACACACGCCCUGACCCUGUACAAGCACACGGCCACGGUGGACGGCAAGACCGUCCUUGUGGACUUUUGGGACACAGCAGGCCAAGAGCGGUUCCAGAGCAUGCACGCCUCCUACUACCACAAGGCCCACGCCUGCAUCAUGGUAUUUGAUGUGCAGAGGAAAAUCACCUACAAGAACCUGAGCACCUGGUAUGCAGAGCUUCGGGAGUUCAGGCCAGAGAUUCCAUGCAUUGUGGUGGCCAAUAAAAUCGAUGCAGACAUAAAGAUGACCCAAAAAAGCUUCAGUUUUGCCAGGAAGUUCUCCCUGCCCCUGUACUUUGUCUCAGCUGCUGAUGGUACCAACGUUGUGAAGCUCUUCAGCGAUGCAAUUCGAUUAGCUGUGUCUUACAAACAGAACUCCCGGGACUUCAUGGAUGAGGUUUUGCAGGAGCUUGAGGUAGGUCAGGCCCGGAUGUCAGGUGGCGUAGAGGAAGCGGCUUCCCUUCAUAGGGGUGCAGAGCAUAACCCAACAGACCGACUUUGCAGGCCACACGUGCUCGUCGAGGGCACUGCCCCUAGAGGUGUCAGAGCUACAGUUGGUCAAAUGCAAGGCCAGGCCUCACCUGCAACCUUGUUCACAGAGCAUCAGCUUGGAGCAGAAGGAGGAGGAUAUGCUGGGCAAAGAGCCGCGUGGCCACGUCGAGAGCCCAUCUCCCUCCUGAGCCACAGAAGGAGGCCUCUCUCCACGGCCGACUUGGGGAGGGGGGGAGUUCAGAAUACCCCUCCCUUCUGCAGUCCUUCAGCUCUCACGUGAGACAUUCUUCCAGGCCAUCCCCUGCUAUGCCUCCUACAGACCCAACCAUCCCAUUUGCUCCCCCACUGCCAUGGCCCGUGAGACCUGACCCGUCACAGUUGUUCCCUCCCCUGUAGUCGGGCAGGCAAGGGGUCCGCACCAGACCCUGGGGCAGAAUUAAGGAUGGACACUCCCGGUUAUGUGGGACGGUGAAGAAAAUCGGGCAACAUUCUGUGUGUGUCUCUUAAAUAAAAGGAAAUUUAGGUGUUUUUUUUUCCCCCUCCCAGAACUGACCUCAGGGCCUAUUCGUUGCAUUUCUACCAAGGGAAUGAUUUCUACCAAGGGAGUGAUUUCUAAUUCCUGACUAUCCUUUUUCCUCUAGUCUCCCAACGAAACCAGCCAUUUUAAGAAAAUGGUUUUGAACAGAGAGCUGUUCAUUCCGUAAGUUUUUCCAGAGUUCUUCUAGGUACAGCCAGUACGUUGAUGAACAGCGAGGCCAAGGUCACAGGCCCAAGUUUGUUGCUAGCAUCACGUGAAAGCAGGCGACUGCUCUGGCCGUACUUAGUAAUACACAAACGUCGUAGUUGUAAACAUCGAGGGUCAAUACAGCCACACCACAAGGCACACCUGUUUGCAUUGUAAAAAAUUGACUUUCGGAAAGCUUCCUUUAAAACCCCUAUUUCAACAAGGGAGGAUUUCCUUCAUUUUUCUUGAGGACUAGUGUGGACAUUGUACCUCCUUGGGUGGCAAGGGCUGCUGAGAACUCUCAUGCUGCCUUUUCCAUUUAUCUCCAGGACUUGUGGUUCACUAGGACGCUUUUAUGAUCAUCUUGUACGUCAUUUCCAUUUUUAAAAUUUAUUUUUAUUUACGUUGAAUAGAUGUGCAUGCUUUGUGGGCAUGGAUUUCUCUGAGCAAAGAGUCACAAGAGAACGAGCGGAUCAUCAGCCACGUUAGUAAGGGGAGACUGCCGUGACCUGGCGUGUCAUCUCUAGAUUGAUUGUCACAGAGACCAUUUCCGUGGAAUUCAGUGUUUUUAAAAGAAUGGGUGUUUGUUUGUCUGGGAGUCAAGAACAAGCGUUUUUACCCUUUAGAUUACUGACGCUUACAAUUUCAACGUCACGGAUUUAACCCGACCAGGAAAUUUCAGGAAUGCGUUACCCUGGUGAGAUGUACGUUUAAAAACAACAACAGAAACAACCCUUUAGUUAUUGUAAAUGAUUAAUAAGUGUUUUUUAAAUAUAAUGGCUUCACUGAGAUAUAAUUCAAAAACCGUAUAAUUCACCAUCGGUAUUGGCUUUACGUAACCAUUUUGCAUCAGGUUCCCUGGAAGCAAAGCCUGAGAAGGCAACUCUUGUUCAGAUGACUCAUUGUGGCAGUUUUCUGUCUCUGCUGGGGACCAGCUUCAGUCUCCCCCUUCCUAGGGAAGCUCUGGAGGACAAACUGCCCCACAAGGAUGGUCCCACUUUGAGACCAGGGCCCUUUUUGUGCCAGUUGGCCAAGUGUGUGAGGAGGAGGUGGAAGGGGUGACUUGUAGUGUCCAGGGCAAAAGGGCUCCUGUUUUAGCAAGGACGGUUCCCUGGGGAAAGGGCAGCUGUGAGUUUCAACACUCGAAGUAGGUAGGGGGUAAGUGCUCAGGCAGGGUGCCAGCCAUAUCCAUGGCCACCUGCCCAUACAUUGCUCAAAUCCACCUGCUUCUUAAAGCAGUAUGUCGUCCUGACAUACAGGAACACCACCCCUGAGUCUUUU